AAGUCUGGGCAUCAGUUUGAUUCGAGCCAGCAGCCAGAGCAAGCUGCUCCCAGUGACUCCACAGGAUCAGAUUUUUUGGACAAAGGACUAACCUCCACCUGUGUAGCACCUGUCGCGAGGUGUGCCGCGAGUGUUGUCGUCGUCGAUUGUCGGGAAAAGUGUGAAAAGUGCCUUAGAAUGACAUUCAAGCAGUGGCCCUGGCAGGCCCUUAUCAGCCUGCUCUCCGUGUUGAUCCUCGCCGGCAGUUGUGGGGCGGCCACCGAGCAGCUAGGCACUCCACCCAGUCCAUCGCAAAGCGCAGGGGCACGGACCCUUCUCCGGGUCUACGACGAGUGCACCAGAGCCGAAGCCGGAUUUGUGCCAUGCCUGAAGAAGAAGGCCAUAUCCUUCAUUGAUCGUCUGGCUCCUAUCGAUGCCAUCAACGUGGCUGAUGGCAUCAAGCUGGUGCGCCUGGAGACGGCUCCUCGUCCGCCGGCCACCAGUGAGAACGAACUAGAGUCCUCGUUGCCACGAUCUGGUAGCGAUCGAGACGCCAAGCUUACAAAUAUGCUGAUCGAGCGGUUCAGCUACUUCUUUAAUGGACACUCGCUCCAGGUCAGCUUCCCCAAGCUCACUUCGGAUGAGAUCGGACGCGGCUUAGAGGAAGGCCGUGGUAAAAUGAAGAAGAUGAUGGGCAUGAUGAUGAUGGGCAUGGCCAUGAAGCUGAUGGGCAUGAUUCCGAUUGCCAUGGGAGCACUCUACAUACUGGCGGGCAAGGCGUUGAUCAUCUCGAAGAUUGCCCUGCUACUGGCGGGCAUAAUUGGGCUGAAGAAGCUGAUGUCCGGCAAGUCGUCGGGCGGCAGUUCCGGCUGGUCUUCAGGAGGCGGCGGCGGUGGAGGCGGUGGCUGGUCCUCGGGCGGUGGUGGCGGAGGAGGCGGCGGUGGAUGGGACAGGCGAUCCCUGACCGAGGCCCAGGAGCUGGCCUACAGAGCUCACAACAAAGAGCAGGCGGCACAUGUUCAGAGCCAUCCUCAGCUGCAGCAUCUGCAUUCGAAGGCAGCGGCGCCGCAAGUGACCAAGUCAUAGGGCGGAGGAGGAGGAGGUACACGAGGAGGAGGAGUGACACCAAGUGUUAGAUAGCUGCAUUUAUCUUGUGGAUAAAUCACGGACAGCGGACGGAUUGUAAUUAGAUAUACAUAAACUCUCUUUUUGCACUUGCACUGCGGGGCAGACAAGAUGACUCGAUGCACUUCCAACGGUUCACUCCACGCACAGUGGCACCCAUGGGUACAUCGGAUGAAAUGUAUCCAGAACGUGCGUUCCCACUGGCAAUGCGCGGUUUUUUAUAAUGAUUAGUAUUUGCUUUAAUCGAUUAUGUUUUGUUUUAUCUACCGCUCUGCUCUGCUCUGUCUGUUAUGUCUGUUCUUCAUCCAUCCGAGUUUACUGUUACUGAACUCGGCCUCUGUAUCUCAGUUUUUUUUUGUUUUGUACUGUAUCUGUACUCUGUAUCUGCAUCUCACUGUGCUUCGAUUCCUAUAUGGCUAACUGCACUCGCUAUUUUCAAUUACCGCUCAUACUUCCGCUUCUGCUGCUCCGCUCACAUCUCACUCCACUAGCUCUAGCACUCAUACUAACUCUAGCCUGUCUAACUGUACGUAGCCACUAGGUGUAAUAAUUUAUUUAACUUAUUUAUUUAUUUACUAGCCUUAAGUGUAAAUCGCAUGUAAGCAGCAAAGUUUUCAAAAAACAGAAAAGAAAAAAAAAUUUAUACAAAUAAAAUCAAUGAUACCAAUC
Messenger RNA from Drosophila eugracilis, 1773 nucleotides. RefSeq lists its product as uncharacterized. The coding region runs from base 178 to 1065 and encodes 295 amino acids. NCBI's taxonomy places the organism in Eukaryota, Metazoa, Arthropoda, Insecta, Diptera, Drosophilidae. The transcript has 2 exons. The record is from RefSeq and is a predicted model, not a curated record.